Medicago truncatula (barrel medic) is the source of this 2279-nucleotide messenger RNA. Its product is annotated as protein CYPRO4. Gene Ontology annotation, cellular component: cytoplasm; nucleus. The transcript is spliced from 2 exons. Gene Ontology annotation, molecular function: protein binding. NCBI's taxonomy places the organism in Eukaryota, Viridiplantae, Streptophyta, Magnoliopsida, Fabales, Fabaceae. The record is from RefSeq and is a predicted model, not a curated record. The coding region runs from base 115 to 2028 and encodes 637 amino acids.
CAUAAACCCUAACCAAAUCCAAAUCGAAAAACACUCCAAUUUCAAAUUUCGAACUUGGCGCUCUCAUUUUCUUCUUCUUAAGUCUCCGAUCAAAUCCUCACCGGAAAACCAAAAAUGGGUGGCGCUCACAGCCGCGACGGUUUACUCGAAAGUUCCGAUGAAGAAUACGAAGAAAAUGAAAACGAAGAAGCGAACUACGAAGAUGCAAACGAAGGAGAAGAUUCAGAGAAACGAGUGAAAACUCCGUCAUCGGUAGAUGAAGUUGAAGCCAAACUCAAAGCUCUUAAGCUCAAAUACGCUGUUAAAAAUCAAAACCCUAACGCCGUUAAGCUUUAUCUUCACAUCGGUGGUAAUUCCCCCAACGCAAAAUGGGUAAUUUCUGAGAAAUUUACUACUUACUCUUUUGUUAAAACUCGUUGUGUUGGUGGAAACAGCGAUGAUGAUGAAGAUGAAGAAGAAGAUGGCGAUGAUGAUGCUGAUGAGGGUUUUUGGGUUUUGAAAAUUGGUUCAAAAAUUAGGUCAAAAGUUGGUGGUGAAAUGCAAUUGAAAACCCUAGCGGAUCAGCGACGUGUGGAUUUUAUUGCGAAAGGUGUUUGGGCGAUGAAAUUCUUUACUGAACAGGAUUUUGACGCGUUUUUGGUGAAGUUUCAGAAUUGUACUUUUGAGAAUACGCAUGGGUAUGAAGCUACUGAUGAGAAUAAGCUUAAGGUUUAUGGUAAGGAUUUUCUUGGGUGGGCGAAACCGGAAGUCGCUGAUGAGUCUAUGUGGGAAGAUGCUGAUGAUAGCUUCUCGAAGAGUCCUGGUUCGGCCACGCCAGUGAGAGCGAGUCAGGAUUUGAGGGAGGAAUUUGAGGAAGCUGCAAAUGGUGGGAUUCAGAGCUUGGCGCUUGGUGCUCUGGAUAACAGUUUCUUGGUUGGUGAAAAUGGGAUUCAGGUUGUGAAGAAUUUUGCAACUGGGAUUCAUGGAAAAGGGGUUUUUGUUAACUUUGGUGGUGGUUCGUCCUCAACAUCGAAGUUGGUGGAUUGCACUCCCAAGAAAACGCUUCUCAUGAAAGCCGAGACCAGCAUGCUUCUGAUGAGUCCAUUGGGUGAAAACAAAUUUCAUUCAACAGGGCUUCACCAGUUUGAUAUUGAGACUGGUAAGGUUGUGACAGAAUGGAGAUUUGGUAAGGAUGGUACUGAGAUUACAAUGAAAGAUAUCACCAAUGAUAGUAAAGGGGCUCAAUUGGAUCCAUCGGGUUCAACUUUUCUUGGAUUGGAUGAUAAUAGGCUUUGUAGGUGGGAUAUGCGCGACCGUCAUGGAAUAGUUCAGGAUCUUGCUGACUCUAACUCCAACAUGAGUACACCUGUGUUGAAUUGGGCACAGGGUCAUCAGUUCUCCAGAGGGACAAACUUUCAGUGCUUUGCUACAACUGGUGAUGGUUCUGUUGUUGUUGGUUCUUUGGAUGGAAAGAUUCGGCUGUAUUCUAUCAACUCUAUGAGGCAGGCGAAAACCGCUUUUCCUGGACUUGGUUCACCUGUUACUAAUGUGGAUGUAACUUUUGAUGGAAAGUGGAUUGUGGGAACCACGGAUACUUACUUGGUUGUUAUCUGUACGGUGUUUACUGAUAAAGAUGGGAAAACUAAAAAUGGUUUUGCUGGUAGAAUGGGAAAUAAUAUUGCUGCACCAAGGUUGCUCAAGCUCAACCCUCUUGAUUCGCAUCUUGCUGGAGUCAAUAACAAAUUCCAAAAAGCUCAGUUUUCGUGGGUGACAGAGAACGGGAAACAGGAGCGACAUAUAGUGGCUACUGUGGGAAAGUUCAGCGUGAUAUGGAACUUUCAACAGGUCAAAGAUGGAUCUCAUGAUUGUUACCGCAGCCAACAGGGUCUAAAGAGCUGCUACUGCUACAAGAUAGUUCUCAGGGAUGACUCCAUCGUUGAAAGCCGGUUUAUGCAUGACAAGUUUGCAGUCACUGAUUCUCCUGAGGCUCCAUUGGUUAUAGCUACCCCAAUGAAAGUUAGCUCAUUCAGCAUGUCCAACAGGCGAUGAUAAUUCGUGGCACAACUAUCAAUUAAUUGUUAGCUAUUGUAGCUUAAUUAGUGACAUUUUCAGAUGUUUCAUUUUAAAACUUCUCAUUGUAUGUACUAUGUAGGAUGUUUAAGGUGUAGUUGUUGAUGGGGAACUCAAAUCAGCUACCUACGGUUGUCAAAUUGUACUAGUAUAUUUGGUUUUGUUGUAAGCUAACGCUUGUUGGUCCCAGAAUUCUACCUUUUAUAAAAAUUACGUUUUACUUUUCUGAA